AUGGAUGAGAUGAAUUUUGAUAGGGAAUUACUACGUGAGGAGUUUAAGGAGUCUUUGAAAUCUAUGACUCACGAACAGAGGAAUGCAUAUGAUCGGAUACUGAAUGCUGUCUCCAUGGAUCUUGGUGGAUUUUACUUUGUUUAUGGUUACGGUGGUACUGGGAAGACUUUCCUUUAUCGCACGUUAUCUGCAUCAUUAAGGUGUAAUGGCAAAAUAGUGCUAAAUGUUGCAUCAAGUGGUAUUGCUUCACUAUUACUCCCUAAUGGACGAACUGCUCAUUCUAGAUUCAAGAUUCCACUAAACAUAAAUGAGGAUUCGGUUUGUAACAUUAAACAAGGUUCUUCCCUUGCUAAGCUUCUUGCUAGAGCCAGUUUGAUUAUAUGGGAUGAAGCUCCGAUGCUUAACAAACACUGUUACGAGGCUUUAGACAAGUCAUUGAAGGAUAUUCUUAGAUUUGAGCAAUCCUACAAACCUUACAUGCCAUUUGGAGGAAAGGUUGUUGUCCUAGGUGGUGACUUUAGGCAGAUCCUUCCAGUCAUACCUAUGGGAUCAAGACAGGAUAUCGUGCAAUCUUCUAUUAGUUCAUCAUAUCUAUGGGAUUACUGUAAUGUACUAAAGCUAAGCAGGAAUAUGCGUUUAUCUUCUUCAUCAAGUUCUCAAGACAAUUGCGAAAAUAUGGAUUUUGCUAAUUGGCUUAUUCAUAUUGGAGAUGGAUUGGCUGGCGAUUCUAUAGAUGGUGAAUCUAAAGUUUUGAUCCCGAAUGAGAUUCUCAUUGAUGAUACUGACACUGGUUUUGAAGAGUUCAUACAGUUUGUCUAUCCCAUGUUGAUAUAUAACUUGACCAACACAGAUUAUUUCAAGGAACGAUCAAUUCUUGCUCCCACUCUAGAAGUUGUUAACGAGGUGAAUAACAAUAUCAUGAGUCUUUUACCUGGCGAUCAGAGGGUUUAUCUUAGUUCUGACUCUUUGUGUGUUGAAGAAGGUAAUAUGGAGUCUCAGUUAGACACCUUUUCACCUGAUGUGUUGAAUGCUAUUAAUUGUUCAGGUUUACCUAAUCACCAGCUAUGCUUGAAAGAAGGAGUACCGGUCAUGUUGCUAAGGAAUAUUGACCAAUCUAAUGGUUUGUGUAAUGGUACCAAGUUGCAGGUACGUCGUUUAGGUAAUCAUAUAAUUGAGUGCAUUGUAUUGACUGGAGACAAAGCAGGUAGAGUUGUGCUUAUUCCACGCAUGAACAUGAUACCAAACAAUGACACUCUACCUUUUAGAUUCCAAAGAAGGCAGUUUCCGUUAAUUGUAUCUUUUGCAAUGAACAUAAACAAGUCACAGGGUCAAACACUGGGCGUGGUUGGGUUGUAUCUACCGAAACCUGUAUUUACUCACGGCCAACUCUAUGUUGCUCUAUCUAGAGUGAAAUCAAAAAAAUGUCUUAGAGUUCUAAUUCAGAACAACGGUUCCAUGCCCAAGGGUAGUACCAUAAAUGUUGUAUUUAGAGAAGUUUUUAACAAUGUAACUUAA
Molecule: messenger RNA, 1515 nt
Organism: Arachis ipaensis
Lineage: Eukaryota; Viridiplantae; Streptophyta; Magnoliopsida; Fabales; Fabaceae
Biological process (GO): DNA repair; telomere maintenance
Molecular function (GO): DNA helicase activity
Source: RefSeq, a predicted model, not a curated record